CCAAUGCCCAAUUUUUUUGCUCCCUUUAUUUUCUUCUUCUCACAAUAUAUAAAAACACCUAAGUCCCAAUUUCUCUACACCAACAAUAUUGUCUAACUAUCCUCACAUAUAAGUUAAACUUUGCUUUUGUCCCUUAGCCAAACAAUAUAGUAGCACACAAAUGGGCAAAAUAGCCACCAAAAUGCCUAAGUUUUGCCUAAAUAGGAUUAGGCCCCUAGUUCGUGUCCGAUCGCCGCAUAUUCAAUCCAAGAACGAGGAUAAUUCGACGACAAGUGGCGACGAGAGGAAAACGGAAGAGUUUUCCGGCGUCGAGAAGGGUAUUUCCGGCGAUGGAGUCGAGAAAUCGAGAGCAAUCGGUGGCCGGAAAGUGAUGGUUGUGGUCGAUUCGAGUAUGGAGGCUAAAAAUGCCUUGCAAUGGGCACUUAGUCACACAUUGCAAAAUCAUGACAUUUUGGUCCUUCUCCAUGUCAUUAGGCCUUCAAAACAAGGUGAUCAAUCAACUAUGGAUCAUAAAGUACCCGAGUUCAUCAAUACCAUCAAAACUUCUUGUCAACUUAAAAGGCCAGAGGUGGCGGUUGAGGUGGCUGUGGUGGAAGGGAAAGACAGAGGGGCGGCCAUAGUGGCGGCGGCCGGGCGGGAAGGGGCGGCAUUGCUGGUGGUGGGGCAGAAGAAGAGGUCGAUGACGUGGCGGAUGAUGCUGAUGUGGACAGGGGCAGGGCGGAGUCCAGCUGGCGGGGUGGCCGAGUACUGUGUGCAGAAUGCAGGCUGUAUGGCAAUUGCUGUGAGGAGGAAAAGCAAGAAGCUUGGUGGAUAUCUCAUCACUACCAAAAGGCAGAAGGACUUUUGGCUCUUGGCAUGAUUUUUUUAUUUUUUUCUUAAUUAUAUUUUUAUUUUUGUUAUUAUUAUUAUUAAUAUGGGAUUAGGGUUUUUUUAAAUGAGUUUAAUUUCUUGAUUUGGUGGUGGGAAAUGACAUGGAUUGU
Molecule: messenger RNA, 980 nt
Organism: Striga asiatica
Lineage: Eukaryota; Viridiplantae; Streptophyta; Magnoliopsida; Lamiales; Orobanchaceae
Source: the annotation of a GenBank genome assembly